Messenger RNA from Trichoplusia ni (cabbage looper), 4663 nucleotides. RefSeq lists its product as uncharacterized. The transcript is spliced from 3 exons. The coding region runs from base 1094 to 3925 and encodes 943 amino acids. The record is from RefSeq and is a predicted model, not a curated record. NCBI's taxonomy places the organism in Eukaryota, Metazoa, Arthropoda, Insecta, Lepidoptera, Noctuidae.
CAUUCAAGUAAUAUACGGAUUUAAAUAAAAUCACUUUACUAUAGAAAUCUAAAUCCGACUUAAUCCUAUCUCGACUGACUGACGCAAUUUAUGCAAAUGACGUAAAAUAAAUCAAAGAAAGUGAAAACUGUCUUGUAACAUCAACUAAUAUCAAAUCAUUUUAUUGCAGAAGCUGUUAAUGAGGUAAAAACUAAAUUAAACUAGAAACUAAUGAUGGCACAUAAACUGUAUGAAGAUUGACACAAACUGGUAUGAAGGGAUGUGAAACAAGAUUAUGUCCAUGAGAAAAUGCGUCGGACGGAACACCUGAGAAAAGCUUAUGCAGGAAAUAUUAAUAUUUAUAGAACAGAAGAAGCAUCCAAACUAAUGGACCUAAUUUUGUGAUCCUCGAUCAGUUUGAAACGAAAAGAUUUUCUUCGAUUCGCUGACGUUGAAAAUAUGCAUGGAAAGCAGAAAGCAAACUAAAUGCAGUGAAGACUUCCGUCAAUCCGCAACGCUCCAAGCUUAUUUGAUCGAAUCGAUCUGAGAAAGGAAAAUUGCUUCGUUAUUGUCAUCACUUAUUGUCCACAAACACACGAUGAAAAUAUAAGCUUUCGAGAUUUAUUAGAGAAAGCAAAUAUUACCUAUAGAAUUGCAUCUGAAGAUUUCAACAAUAUUCUCAAGAUUAUUAAGUCGUCAAUAGCAAGUGCCAGCUUGUUAAGUAAUUGAGUAUCAUCAUCAUUUCAAUAAGAUAGUUAUGAAGUAAUUGAUAGGUCCAUUCUAAGCAACCUGUGAUUACUGACAAAAUUACAAUCUGCGGUCGAGUAGCACUGAUCGCUUUUUGUUUCGGGUGAAAAUUUAGAAGAUGUAGACGAGACAAUUAGAUUUGAAACGGUAAAUAUAAUAUUGCACGGCGUAACCUCUGUAAAGGUUAUGUGAAAUGCCGUUGAUAUUAUGAAUCGUUAUGAAGAUACACUUUUACUGGUGCCGAGAAAGAAGAAUAUUAUGGCGAGAAGGAAAGUGCUUCAGAUGAUUGAAGAAAUGGAGUGAACGGGUGCAGGUAGGAACUGCAUUGGACAGAUGUGUUUAUCAGGUACAGUUUUCGGUAAACAUCAUGACGAGGCGAAAAAGUGUGUGUUUAAAGUGGACAUUAGUUUUAUUAGUAGUUUUAGUUUGUCCUUCCGUUUAUACGCGACCUCAAGAAAAUUCUCCAGUCGCUACAACGAUAGGUGUACAGAAUGAGAAAUCUACGCAAGCUCCAAUAAGGGAAGCUGAGAAAGCAGCAGCAGAUCAAUCAGCCCAGUCUACUACUUUACCAUCUGAUAACUCUUCACGUGAUGUCAAAUCAAAGGCACCGAUACGAGAAUCCAUCGAAAUGGUGGCAAUACAACUGCUCGACAAACCUAAUGCUACGUCUGAAGCUCCAGUGGUCGCCGAUACAAGAAUACCACCGAAACUAAAAGUUCAAUUUAAACACAAGAUCAGACGAAAUGAAAAUGGCGAAGAACUUGAAAACGCACAUCCUGGAGUAGCAGUACCAGUAACAAUUGAAGAGUUAGAUACAGAAAAUAAAAUUAAUGAAACACCGAGCGAAUCAUCCACGUCAAAUGAAGGUAUCUCUACUUGGAUUUCACUGAGUCAUAACGUGAAGGAAAAUUCCACAACAGAAUCAUCUAAAGUAGAAGAAAUUACUAAGAAACCUAAACCAGCAUCCUCUAAAAACAAGCCAAAGAGACCUCAAAACAAUAAAAUCUCUAAACGUCCCAUUAUUGGAAGUACCAAUAAAGCUGACUUAGUUGCGAGUGGAUCAGCUAUCAAUGAAAAUGUUUACAACAAAAUCAAAGACACAGUAUUGUCAAAUGUACAGAAGAAUAAAAACACUUCCGCUCGUCCAUCUUCUACGACUACCACCACUACAACUACUACAACCACAACUGAAGAACCCACAACAAAGAAAGAAACAAAAGCACCCGCUAUCGUUCCAGUAAUCACAGUUACGUCAAAACCAAAGAAGAAGAAUAAGAACAAACAAAAGAUUAGUACAACUUUAGCCCCACCCGUUAUUGACGACUCUGCUUUACUGCCAACAGAAGCAAAAGAACAGGAAAUUGAACUUGAAGUAAGUACACCUGCAACUACUACUAAAAAGCCCAAAAGAAACUCAACAAGAAAGAAGAAUAAGACAAAGAAACGCAAGACUUCUACUGCUAAGCCUAUCACUGAUGUAGCUUUAACUGAAGAUGUUGCAGCCCCAAAUAAAACUAAAUCCAACAAGAAUGCUAAGAAGCCAGUAGCUGAAACGGGGGCGAUAACUACACAGAUUUACAACUAUUUGUCAAGAGAAGUAAUGCCUUCCGUUGGAGUCGGUAUGAUUGGGUUAGCUAGUUUAGUGGGCAUUGCUGGAUACUUUUUAUACCCGUUCGCUACUCCUGUUCGUAGAACCUUUGAAGUUGACAAGAGUGAUGACUUAUACAGAAAUAAUGCUGAAGAGUAUGCGAACGACGGCAAUGGGCAAGCUGAGGAAGAAAUGUUGGGUACUGUGCUAGCUGGUAUGCCUGCUCAUGCCAAACAAAAGUUAAACCCUUACGCGGCUCAAACUGCCCACAUAAACAGGUAUCCAGUUAAGAAAGACCAAGAUAUCAGGUACAGACAUGUCGCAACAGCUUACAGUCCAAACCCAAAUUAUGGUAAGGUACAUUAUGCGCAACAAAAAACUGGUAUAGCUCAUGCCGCUGUUUAUUCAAAGCCUAUUAACUACAGUCCUCACUAUGAGACAAGACACGUUUACACCACAGAAGGUAAAUAUAAUUAUGAGAAGCCACAACAACCACAUCAACCUAACUAUACUCCAUCAUUCCCUGCAGUUGAACCGAUAUAUGCUGCUCCACAAACUGGACCAUCUGGAAUCUCAUCGUAUGGAAAUGAUAAUUCAAACUCCGUAGUGUACGGUGUCAAGCCAUCUUCAGAAACAGAUUUUAAGCCGGUCUACCCAUUCGAAGGUCAGUUUUAUAGUGAAACCACCAGCAGUUCCGUUACAUAUCCACCGACUUCAAUGUAUCUAGGUUCGAAUGACGAGGCUGAAAAUCAAAAUGACAGUAAAUUCGAUGAAGAAACAAGUGGUGGUUCCGACUCUGCUGACAAUAAGUUUGUUGUAGGAAAUGUUCCCAAGGAACUUUCAGAUUCUGCAACGCCAGCGGUUGUGCCCGAACAUGGACCAAGAAAGUUAAGAAAGAAGCGCAGCAUUUCUGGUUCAUUAGAAGAACUUUUAGCAGAGAAAUUCAAUAAGGACAUAUUUAUCAGCAACGAAAUUGACGAUGUUUAUAAUAUGAACACCCCUAUCAGAAACCUGGCUCCUAAUGGUCCGGAUGACGUAACAGUAUUACCAAAAGAUGUAAGCACGGUUUUCGCUAUUUCUGAACCUAACAAAGAAUCUCAAACUAACGAACCACCUACGACCGCCAAAAUUGAAAUUGUUGAAAGCGUGUCCACUUUACCAAUAAACAACAAAGAUGAGAAAAGUACGGACGGAGAAAAUGAAACAGAGACGACAACGAAAACUUUCAAAGUUUACGAAGUAUUUCCAUCGAGCGAUGGAUCUGUAACUGAACGCAACAGUCCUUUGUACUCGCCAACAACUACUUUCAAAAGUAUGAUGACUGAGACCACAACGGAAGGAAAGUCUGAAACCACAUCAAUAAUGCCGACGUCCGUUCCCAUCUCAACGGUAAAACCAAGUCCUACUUCAAGACCGUCUGAUGAACCAGAGGUUAUUACGUACCCCCCUGACAACCAACAAGGAAGUUUUUUCUCAUUUUUACAAAGGCUUGUCGAUUUUAAGUUUAGGCUUGGAUUAGGCAUCUUGCAAACAACAGUCGAUGCUUUGAAUAGGUUAAGAAAUGAUACUAUGGAGAGAGUAGCAAGUGCAUCGAACCCACAAAAGGGUUGAUUUAAAAAUUCUCAUUAAUGAAAAUACUCACCGAUAAUAUGAGCAACUGUUUUAAAUCUUUGAUGUUGAUUAAAAUCGAAGUAUUUCAGCACAUUUGAAUUAGUAGGUCUUAGAUUCAAAUAUUAGUGACUAAGUUUCUCAAUUUAUUUUAAUCAUUUUGCUGUCGUACUUGUAAUGUAGACUGAAAUAUCUUGAGAAUUUAUAAAGACAAUUCAAGUAGAAAUUGUUAGUUAUACUUAUUUAGAUUUGCAUUUAUAUAAUGACUGUAUUUCAAUCAGUAUCAAAUUCUUUUAAUGUUUAAGAUUAGUUGGUAUUAAGAUAACUAUAUGUAAGUACAGGGAACGUUAUAUCUAUUUUAUAAUCGAGAAAAUUUAUAAUUUCAGAAUGUUGUCCUCGGCAAAUUACUGAGGGAAGCCUACUGAAUUUAUAUUGUGAUAAAAACAUAUAAGUAUUCUAUUAGAAAUUAAAUAUAUACGUCGUGUUUUAUUUUGCUUGUUUCAAUCGGAAGUCCGUCCUUGAAGUACUUUGCUCAAGUUAGAACUAUUUCGUUACGAAAAUUAAAUUCGAGAUAUUACUUGUCAAUGUAAAAUAUUAUAAAAGACAUGUUAUACAUAAACCGUCCACAAAAAGUAAUACAUAUAUGCAUAGCAUACUAUUUUAUGUACUUAAUCGCUUAUAAUCACUUUUUAUACGUAAAUAUUUUCGUGUAAAUAUUGAAAUAAAGACUUUUUAGCAAUA